This is a messenger RNA of Pediculus humanus corporis (human body louse), 1794 nucleotides long. RefSeq lists its product as uncharacterized. Gene Ontology annotation, molecular function: cAMP response element binding; DNA-binding transcription factor activity, RNA polymerase II-specific. The record is from RefSeq and is a predicted model, not a curated record. The transcript has 4 exons. The coding region runs from base 1 to 1794 and encodes 597 amino acids. NCBI's taxonomy places the organism in Eukaryota, Metazoa, Arthropoda, Insecta, Psocodea, Pediculidae. Gene Ontology annotation, biological process: regulation of transcription by RNA polymerase II.
AUGGUACACAAAAAAAGACAUGAUAUAAUUCUUAAUCUUGGAUUGGGAACAAAAGAUAGUUCAACAUUUGGAGAUGAAACUCCGACUCCUACACAAUUUAUAAAAAACUGUGAAGAAGUCGGUUUAUUUCAAGAUCUCCAAAAUGUUAAUUUAUUCGAAGAAACAUUUAAAAAUGCAGUCGAAGCUGUCAAAGCUGGACAACCCAUUUCCCUGGAAAAAUCAAUGGAAACAAAUCAUUCAGAUGAUACUUUACACACGCCAAAUAUUUUCCCCAAUAUCACAGAUAUAAUUCAAUGUAAUUCAAAUGUCAAAUCUGAAAGUAUUUUAAAUAAGAAAGAUUUAAAUGAAAAAUUUGAAGCUAAAUAUAACCGCCAUGUUCCUCCGGGAAUUAUCGAGCAUGACAGUUGUAUCGAAUCGGAAAACAUUCCAUCGUGUAAAAUUGAUAUAAAUAAAUCAUCAGAAUUAUUUAAAAAAUCAAAAUUUGAAAAUGUCAAUGACAUAAAAUUUAAUUUGAAUGGUUUUGUUUGUAAUAAUCAGGAUACAAAUUCAUUAGACAGUGUUGUGUUCGAAAAUGGCGAUGCAAUUUUAAAAAGUCAAAUUCUUCAGUUUGUAACACCUGAAAACCAUUCAAAUUCUGGUAAUGAUGUGGUUUUUAUAAAUAAUUCAAAUAAUUUAUAUUCAAAUUUAUCAAUGAUGCCAUCAGAGGAUUAUAAAACUAGUACUAGUUUAAAUGAAAAUAAAAUCGAUAAGGGCUUACAAAAAAAAAUUCCAAUAUCGAAAUGUCCAUCAUGGAAAAAAUUAUCGACAAAUUCUCUCACAAGUCAAUUUUCUAAAUUUUCCGAAAAUGCUUUAAAACUCAUGUCUAAAUUUUCAUCGAAAGAAACUAGAACUGAAUUUUUGGCAAGAUGUAGGGCUGCUUCUUAUAGAUGUAGAGAAAAGAAAAAAAUGUACAUAUUAUAUUUAGAAAAAGUCAAUAGAGAACUCACAGCUUCGAACAACAAUUUAAAUUUGAUAAAUAAUUCAUUAUAUAAACAUUUAUACGACAUGUACAAAGAAUUAUUCAAACAUAAAAAUUGUAGCGCACACGAUGAAAACACGGAAAAAUCAUUAUCGAAAAUGUUUAACAUUUUCAAACAAGAACCACUUACCGAUAAGGGAAAAAAAACAAUUGUGGGAAUAAAAAAACCGUUAGAAAAACCGAAAACUCCUCCGAAAAUAUACAAAUCGGAUAAUUUAUCAAGUGAGACGCGUUUGAUGCCCGAGAACAAUAACGUAUGUGUAUACAUGAAAGAAUUUGAAAAUACGUUAACGUUAGACGCGGCGGAAGUGACGUUAAAUGAUAAAAUGGAGGAAACGGAAAUACCGUUAAACGAAUUUACAAAACCCAACAUAAUAGUUAGAUUUAAUAGCGUGGGUAACGAGGAUCAUUUAUCAUCGGAUUUUUAUCCGGAUUUUUUAUUCGAACGACGAUUUUUCGAGGCAAAUAGAGAAGACGUACGUAAAAUUUUUUCGGAACACAGUUACAUAUUGAAAAAACCAAUGUUUGACGAUGAUGGAUUCGUCAAGUGUAAAUCAUUAAAUGAUAAUAUAAGAAAACAAAGUAGCACGGAUGAUUUUGAAAUAGGUUUGAUAUCUAAAAAUAAAAACGAUUUAAAUAAAAUCAAUACGAACGGUUUAAAUGGUAAAUCAUUGGUAAAACAAAGAACACCGCCGCCUUUGAUUUUAUUAAAACCGUUUAAAAAAAGAUCGUUACAAAAUAAUAAUAAUAAUAAAAACAUUGAAAAAACAUUAUGA